This is a messenger RNA of Scutellospora calospora, 156 nucleotides long. The record is from the annotation of a GenBank genome assembly. Lineage: Eukaryota; Fungi; Glomeromycota; Glomeromycetes; Diversisporales; Gigasporaceae.
GUGCUGAUAACAAAAUUCGAGAAUCGGUUUGAUCCAACGACAGCAUUAGAUCAGAUGGACUGUUUCAAAUUAAUGGACGUUGCUAUGGACACAACAUUUACGUGCUUAUUAACACAACGACUGGCAUUACUAACCACUAACCCUAAUUCUGGCUAG